AUGGCGGCGGCGGCCCCGCCCCCAUGCGGUGAGGACGCGCCGUGCGCGGUUCCGCCCUGCCGGGGGGCCGGAAGUGAUGUGGCGCGGAGCGGCGCGAUGUCUGCUAUCUUCAACUUCCAGAGUCUUCUGACUGUAAUCUUGCUGCUCAUAUGUACCUGUGCCUAUAUCAGAUCUUUGGCUCCCAGCUUACUGGACAAAAAUAAAACUGGACUGUUGGGGAUAUUCUGGAAGUGCGCCAGGAUUGGUGAGCGGAAGAGCCCCUACGUGGCUGUGUGCUGUGUCGUGAUGGCCUUCAGCAUCCUUUUCAUGCAGUAGCACCUGGAGAGUGUCCCCUGCUACCAAACAGCACAGUGUGGGAGAGUUCCUGGCAGGAAAAGAUGGGAAAGUGUCACCAAGUCUUCUCCCACAUGAUGGACCCCACGUCUUCUGGUGGACAACCCCUGCAAACACACCAUCAUGUGCAGUAUUAGUGAUCACAACCCAGAUGACAUGUGCUUGUUAAUGUUGAGUCAGCAUUGAUGUAACUCUUGAAAGGGUGUCUCUUCUAACCAUAGCAAUAAGGCCACCCUUGGAAGAAUAAAGAACAUUGUGACUUUAGUGUGUGUUUAUCAAAGUAUUUUUCAUUCUUUCUGUCUGAACAGUUCCUCUUGCUUUGUGAGUGAUAGCCCUGCUCUCAUUCUAAAAAUACAACCUCCAACCUAAGUUACAUUCAGCUAUUUAUUUUUAAACUUGUAAUUCCUCAAAUAAUCUGUCAAUAUUUUUUUUGUUAAGAUAAGAUAUGAGUAAAAGCAGGGACCAAAACUAGUGAUGUCUGAUUAGCUGCUGAGAAGGCACGGAUGUGGGACUUGAGACACCUGGGCUACUCUGUGUAAAAUAUCACAUUUGUUCAUUUUUAGAGGUUUGGGUCUCAGUAGAUCACAACUUUUUUCAAGAUGGUGAGAAAAGGACUCUAAAGGCUCUGCUGCUGCUAUUGUGUGUAAUGAAAGAUUCCUAAAUCAGCAAAAUGAACAGUUAGCUGCAGAUAAGGAAUUUGCAUGUCUCAAUAUUCUAAAGGUUGAAGAAAACAAUUACACUCACUACAAAUAGAGGUUAAAUCAGUAGUACCUGCCAUUAGCAUUUAUUUGUUAAUUUUGCGCUCUUUCAGUGAUCGAGUGACUUGUUUAACAAAGCCUAAUGGGUAUGAGCACAUCAGACAACUAUGACUUCAUAUUGACUGUGUUUGGGAGAGUUGUCUGUCAGCAGAAUUUCUUGUUGUUCUGAAAAGGGUUAUGAUCAGAGUGAACAAAACUGACAGUAAAACACACUGAAAGUA
Messenger RNA from Myiozetetes cayanensis, 1312 nucleotides. It is a transcript of the gene TMEM167A, whose product is annotated as transmembrane protein 167A. Gene Ontology annotation, biological process: intracellular transport; protein secretion. The record is from RefSeq and is a predicted model, not a curated record. Lineage: Eukaryota; Metazoa; Chordata; Aves; Passeriformes; Tyrannidae.